Chionomys nivalis (European snow vole) is the source of this 3130-nucleotide messenger RNA. It is a transcript of the gene Trmt1l, whose product is annotated as tRNA methyltransferase 1 like. The record is from RefSeq and is a predicted model, not a curated record. Lineage: Eukaryota; Metazoa; Chordata; Mammalia; Rodentia; Cricetidae. The transcript is spliced from 15 exons. Gene Ontology annotation, molecular function: RNA binding. Gene Ontology annotation, biological process: tRNA N2-guanine methylation. Bases 212 to 2368 code for a protein of 718 amino acids. Gene Ontology annotation, cellular component: nucleus.
GGGAAGCCGGUGAAGGCUCGAACCGCUGCCUCUGGCCCUCUGUUUUUCGGCUGGCAGGGUUGUGUCACUGGCGCUUCGCUGUUCGUCUGUGGCACCCGUGGAGCCUUCCCAUUUGCUUCCCCCACCUGGAUCCAGUCCUGUGGGCAUUAACGUCAAUUCUCUUGCUCCGUCGCGAGUCCCCUCCGCGACCCCUGGCACGGAGGCCGUAGCUAUGGAGAAUAUGGCGGAGGAGGAGCUGCCACCCCAGGAGGAGGAGGAGGCCCAGGUCAGGGUCCCGACCCCGGCCCCGGAAUCGGCUCCGGUCCCAGCUCCGGCCGCAGAUUCGGCUCUGGACUCGGCUCCGACGCCGGACUCGGCUCCAGCCCCAGCCCUUGCCCCGGCCCCGGCUCCGGCCUUGUCCCCGUCCCUAGCCUCUGUCCCCGAGGAGGCUGAAAGCAAGAGACAUAUCUCAAUUCAAAGGCGGCUUGCUGAUCUGGAGAAGUUAGCUUUUGUGGCUGAAGUAGAUGUUGACACUGCCAGUUCGUUGAACUCAGAAAACAGUCAUACUUGUCCAUUGUGCCCUAAGGAAAAAUUCAGAGCUUAUAGUAGUCAGAAGCUCCGUCGACACCUUCAGAAUUUACACUGGAAAAUCUCAGUUGAAUUUGAAGGCUACAGGAUGUGCAUCUGUCACUUAGCUUGUCGGCCAGUAAAACCAACCAUUGUUGGAGAACAGAUUUCCAGCAAAUUGGGUGCCCAUUACCAUUGCAUCAUUUGUUCAGCGACAAUCACCAGAAGGACUGACAUGCUAGGGCAUGUUAAGCGCCAUGUGAAUAAAGGAGAAACUAAGUCCAGAUACAUUGCUGCUUCUACUGCCAAAUCAUCUAAUGAAAUUUUGAAGGAGACAGAUACAGAUAUACAAGUUUUUCCUAACUACUCUAUACCUCAGAAAACAGAUUCAUAUUUUAAUCCCAAAAUGAAACUAAAUCGUCAGCUAAUAUUUUGUACGUUGGCUGCUUUGGCUAAGGAACGAAAACCUUUGGAGUGUUUAGAUGCCUUUGGAGCCACUGGAAUAAUGGGAUUGCAAUGGGCAAAACACCUUGGAGAUGCAGUCAAAGUUACAAUUAAUGACUUGAAUGAAAACUCUGUGACUUUGAUUCAGAAAAACUGCCACUUAAACAAAUUGAAAGUGGUGGUAGACAGUGAGGAGAAAGAAGAGGGUGAUGCCCUUGAGGAAGAUGACACUCUUGGUGAUAUCCAGGUGACCAGGAUGGAUGCCAAUGUACUGAUGCACCUGAGAUCUUUUGAUUUCAUACACCUAGACCCUUUUGGAACAUCAGUGAACUACCUAGACUCUGCAUUCAGAAACGUAAGAAACCUUGGCAUAGUAUCAGUGACUUCUACAGAUAUCAGUUCCUUAUAUGCCAAGGCACAGCAUGUUGCCCGGCGUCACUAUGGAUGUAACAUUGUCCGAACAGAGUAUUACAAGGAACUAGCAGCCAGAAUUGUCGUAGCUGCAGUGGCAAGAGCUGCAGCGCGAUGCAACAAAGGCAUAGAAGUGCUGUUCGCAGUGGCUCUGGAACAUUUUGUUCUGGUAGUUGUGCGGGUCUUAAGGGGGCCUACUUCAGCAGACGAGACUGCCAAGAAAAUCCAGUACCUGAUCCACUGCCAGUGGUGCGAAGAGAGGAUCUUUCAGAAGGAUGGUAACAUGGUAGAAGAAAAUCCAUAUAGACAACUGCCCUGUAAUUGUCAUGGAAGCAUGCCUGGCAAGACAGCAAUAGAACUCGGGCCUCUGUGGUCAAGUUCCCUUUUCAAUACUGGAUUUCUGAAAAGAAUGCUAUUUGAGUCUCUUCACCACGGUUUGGAUGACAUUCAGCCCCUAGUAAAAACGCUGAUCUUUGAAUCAGAGUGUGCUCCCCAGAGUCAGUAUUCAAAUCUCAGCAAGCAAGAAGAAAAUGGUGUAUUUAUUAAAACUACCGAUGAUACCACAGUAGAUAUUUACAGUGCACAGGGAAAGAGGAAAAGCAGUGAAACAAUGAUAAAUACAGCCAAGAAGCAGAAGGUCGAGGCCAGUGCUGCACAUCCUCCCUUCUAUUACAAUAUCCACAGACACAGCAUCAAAGGGAUGAAUAUGCCAAAGUUAAAAAAGUUUUUGUGCUGUCUUUCCCAAGCAGGCUUUCGAGUAAGCCGAACUCACUUUGACCCAAUGGGUAUUCGUACAGAUGCACCUCUGAUGCAGUUCAAGUCUAUCCUGUUAAAGUACAGCACCCCCACUUACACUGGAGGACAAUCAGAAGGUCCCAUGCAGUCAGCAUCUGAGGAUACGGUAGCUGACAGGGUUGAAAUGUCAGUGAAGGACAAAGCGGAAGCAAGUGGCUGCAGAAGGUGGUAAACGCAAGAAGCGUUUCUUCUCAGGGUUCUUAUGAUGGCCCCAUGACUCUGUACCAACUGUAAUCCUUUUUUUAUUCUUUCAACUUAGUAAUAUAAGAUAAAAAAUUUAAAAAGCACUGUUUUCAUUCAGAAAAUUGGCUGUUUCUGACUUGGCUGGUGUGAGAGCUUUGCUUUUUAAGUUUUUAUUAUUUUAAAGAAAAAAUUUAAUAAAAACAUUUCACGAUGAAACCAAGAUUUUGACUGAGCUCACCUUACUGUUCAGUAAUCUAGAAAUUUUUCACGUUUCUCUUGGAAAUUGAGCAUAUUCUGAAAGUCAUCCUUUAUACUUUCUGGCACAAAGGAUUAAACCUAGAGGCUCUGGCUCUCCAGUAGCUGGGAUGCAGGCAUGCACCAAGUACCCAGCUUAGCAUUGAUUCGUGAUAGCAUCUCUACUGGUUUAUGGUGUCUAUUCUCAUAUAUAACAUACAAAAUAAAUCUGGAAAAUAUAGUAAAUAUAGUAAAAUAGUAAGAAUAGUAAAUGUUCUUAUACAUGACUCACUUGAAAUACAAUUCUAAAAAAAUUCUUAUUUUUGAGAAGUCUCAAAAAUUCUCAUUGUUUUCCUUGAAGCUUUUUAGAAAUUCAGUACUUGCCUGCUACAAAACUACAUUUUUACAAGUUUAUAUUCUAGAUGACUAAACUUCAGAAUAAAACUUUUGUCAAAAUAACUGAUGUCACUGUUAUAAUAAUGUCCACAAAUAUGAAAUCCCAGGGGGGUGUUUUGUU